GCGUGUGCUAUUCAGGUUGUUCGUGCAUUAAAUUCAUUAAAAUACAUUAUACGUACCGUAUGAGAUUCGUGGAUAAAAAAUAAUUGUUUGUUACAAGAACUAAGAAAUAGUUUUUGUGAAAUAAUUUUAUGAAUUUGUGAAAAGUUUUGGUUAUCAUUUAUUUCAAGCGCAUUCCGCAAGUCUGACAAGUGUAAGAUAAAACCGGGCUCUUAACAUUCACCAUGUCAAAUUACCCACGCUCACGUUCUAGAAUGGACUAUACAUAUAACCAGUGGGACGAUAUACCUCCGGACUAUGAGGACCGUACAACUACUGAAACUAAUAAUGAACAGUACUUAAAUCAAGUAGCAGACCUGAACCGUUACAACAUUGCAAGGGGAUUGAGUUUGGAUCCCUCACCUAAUGUUUACAGCAACAAAAGAAAGUUUAAAGCUGAUAAACUAAUAUCGAGCAACAAUAACAGUCAACAUAUGGAGCCAUAUCGAUCUCCAGGUCAGCCAAUCAAUGAGUAUAAUAACGAAAGAGGUGUAUCUCCUGUCAGAGGUAUAGAAAGGAGUACGUCCUACAGACCAGAAGACAAUAGUUACAAAUUAGACAAUAUUCAGGGGCCAUCUUACCCGAGGGAAAAUCAACAUUAUCCUCAACAGUCUUUCAAAGACACAAGAUCAACACCUAGGACGAAUUACCAUCCAACAACAAACAAUGCAAGAGGUGAAGUUAACCCAGCUUUCGAAUCAGACACACUACCACCUGACUAUGAGGAUGCAUACAUACCAACUCAUAGAAACAGCUUUCCCAGGAAUUCGGAGAACCAGAUGUUGACAAAUAGGAAACACCGUCACAGUGGUUUAUAUAGAAAACAUAGAGGCGAUUCUACAAACAUGGAGGACGAUAGAAUAUCUAAUGGCACAGUUGAUUUAAACAACUAUAAAAAUAUGAUGGGAGUUCUGGCUACUAUUCGAAUCAAACGGAAAGCUCGCAAAUCUCUGAAAACUAUUAGGCUUAAACGUGAGGAUCAAGGAUACAUAGAGACCGAUGAUGAAACAGAGUUGGAGGAAGAAAGGGGAUUACCAAGUACAAAACGUCAACAUCCUAAAACUUUACGAGAAAAAUUACAAGCCAAAGAAUCUUCCACACAGGAAUUAGCUGAUGGAUUAAGAGAUCUUGAAGAUGAACCAGGUUUUAAAUCACUGAAACAGAAAUUUAAACAGGCAUGGCAAAGAAAAAAGGCAGAUUUAAAAGGGUACCUUUAUCAGUUAGAAUUAUGGGCGAGUACAUUUAAAGAAAUUGAAGGGAAAUUUGGUACUGCAACAGCAUCAUACUUUCGUUUUACAAGAUGGUUAAUGUUUUUAAAUGUGUAUAUAUUUCUCAUCACUCUUCCUGUAAUUGUUUUACCCACCUUGUUCUCUGAAAACGAUGACUUUGCUAGUGACUUUAAUGUAACUAAUACAACACAUAUUGGUGUAAUUGAAGCCAUUAAUUGUAGUCGGUAUUAUGAUCGUCAUAUAGAGAAUAUAAAAAAUACAGAUUCCACAACAGAUAAAGUUCUCAACUUUUUUAAAGGGACGGGCUGGAUGGAGAAAACACAUUUAUUUUAUGGUUUAUAUCACAAUUUAACCUUCACAGAAUCUGUCACUGAUGCAAGUCGCCAAUUUGACUUUAAUAUCGGAUUGGGAUAUUUAUUGGCUAUAGGCAUUACUUUUCUAAUAAGUUUUAUUUUAAUAGUGAAAAAUUCGGGUAAAAGUGUUAAAGAAGGUGUGAUAGAUGCAGAAGAUUCUAAUACUAUGUAUUGUAAUAAAGUAUUCAGUGCUUGGGAUUUCUGUAUCUUUAAUGAAAAAGCUGCCAGUAUCAAACAUGCUAAUGUUUGUUAUGAGUUUAAGGCUGAUCUGGAGGAACAAAGAUUGAGAUUACGUCAGGCUGACAGGUCUGCGAGAGAAAAAUGUCGUCUGUACACUAUUCGAUUUUUUAUCAAUAUUUUUGUGGUAGUUGUUCUGGGUGCCUGUUUAUAUCUGAUAUACUGGACAUCUGAUAAGCUUUUAGAUCUACAAAAACAGAAUUUGGAUGAUGAUGUUUUGAGACUUAUUGUAGAGUUUUUGCCAUCAUUGACUAUCACAUUCCUAAAUGUUGUCAUACCUUUAAUGUUUUCAAAAAUAGUUUUACCUGAAGAUUAUAGUCCAGUGUUUGAACUAAAAAUAACUUUAUUCAGAACAGUAUUAUUACGUCUAGCAUCGUUGGGUGUGUUAGUUUUCUCUCUAUAUUAUCAACUAUUGUCUACAGAUGAAGCUAGAUGUACAGAGUCAUGUUGUGGUAAUCAACAAUGGACAUUAACAGAUUCCGAUGGCAGUAUUAAGUGUUGGGAAACUUACAUUGGGCAACAGUUUUAUAAACUGGCUUUGUUGGACUUCGCAGUAGUUUUAAUUGUCACCUUUUUAUAUGAAUUUCCAAGAACAUUAAUCUAUACAAAAUACAAAGAUAAAAAAAUUAUAGAACUUAUUGGAGAACAAGAGUUUGAUCUACCUAAAAAUGUUUUAGAUAUUGUAUACUCCCAAACUUUAUGUUGGUUAGGAAUGUUCUUCUGUCCAUUAAUCCCGCUGAUAACGAUGUUAAAAUGUUUCAUUGUAUUUUAUGUUAAAAAGUUGUCUCUUAUUAAAAACUGUGUUCCUACAAAACGGCCGUAUAAAGCAUCAAGAUCCAAUUCCUUCUUUAUGACAGUAUUAUUAAUAUCAUUCAUAUUGGCUGCUGUGCCAUUAGGAUAUAUGUUAGGAAAUAUUCCACCGUCACAGAGCUGUGGUCCAUUCCGUGUAUAUAGUAAACGUUCAGACUAUUAUAUGUUUGAUGUUAUUAGAGAUGAAAUAGCAACAUGGCCACCCAUAGCAGAAACCAUAUUUUCUUUUAUGGGGACUGUAGGCUUUUUUAUACCUGCAAUGAUUCUUUUAUGUCUUGUCAUGUAUGGAUAUUGGGCAGCAGCACAAGGCUACCAGAAAAAACAAGAGUUAUUAAAAGAUCAGUUAAAACUGGAAGGUAAAGAUCGACAGUAUCUCCUUGCUAGAGUUAAUGAUGUCAUCAAAAAGGGUGGUUUAUCAAGACAAAAUACCAGUCGCAAUCUAUAGAGAAUAAAUGAAUAUUGCAACUAUUUUUAUCUGUGAUAUAUUGGACUUGAUCAUAAUACCAAUACAAUUCUUCAAAAUAUUGCUUAAUUGUUCUUCCAAAAGAAUUACAUUGGCAUGCACAUUUCAGUUAUUUUCAAAAAUAAUUUUCCUUUUAUACUGAUUUUCUAUUUGAUAAGUGCAAUUUAGUGUUUCACCUUGUAAUACAGUUCAGACGCAUGAUUUUCAUCAGAUAUUUAUGUGCCUUAAAAACAAUUUUGUCUUAUUUAAUUUUGGUACAAAUUCUGUUAUGUAAUUAUAUCAGUUAAGUACUGAUAUAUUAUUUAUUUUUAUAUAAAUCUUAAUAUAUUUCUCAGGUCUAAUAAUGGGCAGUGCUUUGAUUAUCCGCCUUGAUAGUGUGGAAUUCUUCACAUUAUAAUUGCCAUUAUUAUUAAUAUUAUUGUUGAAUUUUAUAAUGAGUUUAAAAAAGUCUUUCCUAUAAUGUAUGAUUUAACAACACAAGUGCACAAUAUUAUAAUGUAUAUAAAAAAUAUUACAACUAUGAGGAAUUAAAAUUUAUAAAUUAAUUAUAUGCAUGUACCAAUAUCUUCCAUGUUUAUCUAAUCUAUUUAAAUUAGAUUACAACUUUGUUUGGUUUAUUUUUUCUGAUUAUUAUAAUUCAUUGUAACCUAAAAUACUUUCUACCACAACAGUGUUCUUGUAGUGUCAGUUUUUCCAACCAUGCUACAACCCCUAAACCAUCAUGCUUAUGUUAAGAAAUUACAAUAUGUCACAAAGAAACGAUGCCCUGUACAAACAAUUUGAUUUGUCAGUAUGCUCACAUGAUGUGUUAAUGUAGUACAACAUAUACUAUAGUAUCUACUAUUUCCCAUACUUAAGUGAAGUACUGUGCAGACAAUUUGAUUUGUCAGGAAGCUCACAUAAUCUUAAAAACCUUUACAAAGAAAAUAUGUCAGAUUUUAAUGUAUAUUACAAUAUAACAAAAUGUUGACAUCUUAUUUAAAUCAGAUGUUGUUUAUAAUAAUUAUAGCUUUAGUUUCACUAUAAUUGACAAAUUAUUUUUAAUAUCGUAUAAUAAUUACAUUUUUUUACUAUUUUAUAUCUUACUAUUUGCAUCUAGAUAUUAACAAUUAAAAUGUACAUAGAUAUUAUUAAAGAUACAUUAUGUAAGAUUUAGAUAAAGAACUGGAUGUUCUUGCUAUAAUAGUUUAAAAUUUCAUUCAGAUUAUUUUAUUCUGAACCAUGUUAUCAAUGUUUGCAUUGAUUAGUUAUAAUCUUAACAAAGGUGCUGGUUAGCCUCGCUUCUCCAGUUUUAAAUUAAAUCAUUAAAUGGCCAAACUGUUCUAAUGUACUUAAAAUCGGAGCCAUCCGAUGGCAUAGAGGGUUGAUUAUUGUGUUGUCAUGUUAAUAACUAACCAUUUCUAUAACAUUUAAGGCCUAAAGAAAGCCCUGCAAUAGGCAGAUUUAGCUCUUGAAUAAUGCCUCUUUAACAAUAAUGUACAUGAAUUUUGAAAUUCUUUCAUGAGGUACAUAUAAUGAAUGUGUUCAAAUGAAACACUGGAUCUUUAUCAUACAAGAGCUUCAUGUAAUGUAAAUAUUCAAGUUUAAUCAUUCAUGGCGAAAUAAUCAUAAUGUUGUUGAAUUUUAAAAUAAUGAAUUAUCAGUAGAAGUUUAGCUUUAUUAUACGAAUAAACUUCACAUUUAAUUAA
Molecule: messenger RNA, 4816 nt
Organism: Patella vulgata (common limpet)
Lineage: Eukaryota; Metazoa; Mollusca; Gastropoda; Patellidae
Product: transmembrane channel-like protein 7
Exons: 17
Coding region: 222-3110 (962 amino acids)
Cellular component (GO): plasma membrane
Molecular function (GO): mechanosensitive monoatomic ion channel activity
Source: RefSeq, a predicted model, not a curated record